CUUCAGUGCGAUCUAGAUAGAGUUCGCUGAGUGGAGCGAGCGAGCCGACGGAGAGGUGCACGAACAGGUGUCGGGUCGGCCGACGGUCAGCUCCUUUUUUUAACACACGUCAGGUGAAUCAUCCACUGCAGUUUUCGCGUCAUUAUUUAUUCACGACGAGGGCAGCAACCCCUUCUUCCUGCAUCCCUUCAGUAGAAGUGCGAACGGAAGAGGGACGGCGGCGGCCUCGCAGCGCUAUCAUCAUUAACUCUGCGAAAGAGGAACGAACGCGGAGGCGCGCUCUCCUAAUGCGAAGGUGCAAUUAAACUGAAUGCACGGGUUCACGGCAGGAGAAUUUUCGACUCUGACAGCAGAUCACCUUUCUCCGCGCGCAGGAAUGACUCAUAACGUUCGCCGGGCGCCGACGUAGAAAGAGACAGGCAGACAAUAUGCGGUGCUUCGCGUGGAAGAAGUCGCACAGCUUCCUCUGCAAAAUCGUGCUGCUCGACGAGCAGGAGCUGAUACAAGAGAUCAACGAUUCGACUUCGGGUCAAGAAGUGCUCGACACGGUCUUUCGACACCUCAACCUCUUAGAGACUGCGUAUUUCGGUCUGCGUUACCUGGACCCCUCGAACCAGCCGCACUGGUUGGACGUGAACAAGAAAGUAGCGAAGCAGUUGAAAGGCUCGGAUCUCUUCACCCUUUACUUCGGCGUUAAGUUUUAUGCAGUCGACCCUUGCAAGCUGUUAGAAGAAAUCACUAGAUAUCAAUUCUUCCUUCAGGUAAAACAAGACAUCCUCCAAGGUAGAUUGCCGGUGACGUUUGACUUGGCCGCCGAGCUCGGCUCGUACGUCAUCCAAUCCGAGCUGGGUGAUUUCGAUCCGCGGCGGCAUUCGCAUGGAUACGCGUCGGAAUUUCAAUUCGUGUCCAAUCAAACCCUCGACCUGGAAAACCGUAUCGCCGAUCUGCACAAGGGCUUAAUAGGGCAAAUUCCGGCCGUGGCAGAGCUGAAUUAUUUAGAAAAAGUCAAGUGCUUGGAUAUGUAUGGAGUUGAUCUUCAUCCCGUGCUGGGUGAGGACAAUGUGGAAUAUUUCCUCGGACUCACCCCUAGUGGAAUAAUAGUGCUUAGGAACAAAACCAAAGUGGGCAAUUAUUUGUGGCCCAGGAUUACCAAAGUUUACUUCAAAGUGAGAUACUUUAUGCUGCGGGUGUGCGAUAAAAAUAGCGAGGAAACCACGUACGGUUUCGAGACGCCUUCAAAGCAAGCAUGCAAACAUUUGUGGAAGUGCUGUGUCGAGCACCAUGCCUUCUUUAGACUGCUGCAAGUGACGCCAGCCUCUUCAGAUAAUUUAUUCUCUUCCAGAUUUAGAUACAGCGGUCGGACUGAAAAGCAGGCCCAGAUAGACGCCCAAAUGAGAAUUAGGAGUCCUCCCCAAUUUUCGAGAACCCCCAGUCGGAGACUUCAAAGGAGAAUCGUCGAGGGAGCGCAAGAUUCGCCAAAAUACAUGGACGAAAAUCUCAAGCAGGAAAUGAUGCUCCUCAACACGAAGAUCAUUUCCAUUCCGCAACCUGUUUGCGCGCCUGAAAUGCAUAGCACGUCGAUGCCAGCGGGCGGCGACUCUCCCAGGUCAACGAGGAGCGCGCCGUGGGUGAAACCCAGGGGCCUUUACACAGGGUCUGCGAGUCCAAGGUCGGUGCGCUCAGCAGGCCAUCGACCCAUUUUCCAAAACUACCACAGGCGGUCGGACAGCGUCGAGAGUCAGACGUCGGCCGACAGGGAAGUGAAAAGGCACAGGAGACGGAGUAAAAGGGGCUCUGACAACGAGAGUGAGCAUUCGAGCCGUUCCCAUCGACACCACCGGCACAAGCGAGAGUCUGACGUGGAAAACGACGGUCACAGGCACUCGCGCCGGCGAAGCAGCAGUCGGCAGAGGCACGGCAGCAAUUACGAGCUGGUCGACUCUGAGGAAAUGUGGCGGAAGGUGCAGCGAAAGCAGGAUGAGGGCCGAGUACAAAUUCACCAGGCCACUGUCAUCAGAGACCUGGGAAACAACAGACUUUCCACUCAUUCAAAUGCAAUUGACACAACUUCCGAGCCGGCUUACAACCUGCACAAGCGGAAGCACAGAAAGCACAGCAGGUCUAGAUCUCCGUCGGGAAGAAAUCCUACUCUGCCCGAAGAAAUAAAAAGGCAGCUGGAGUUUGACUUGGUGGACACAGAAGGCAUUCCCGAGGACCGAUUGCGAGAGAUCGAUUACAAAGUGGUGGAGACCAAAGCGAAACCCGUAAAAGCAAAAAUCGCUUCAGCGGCCAAGCACCGGCACCGUUCUCCUCGGAGCGUCAAUGGCAGCAUGAGCAAAGAGCAGCCACCCGACAAUGGUGACAGUCCUCCUCCCCCAUACUCUCCCCCUCAGAAUGCAAAAAGCAAUGGGUCGGAGGAGCAUUUAAAAAGCGGUCUUUCCUUCUCUCUGGCAUGCGAUUCUACUAUUAACAACAAUUCCGCUCCAAGUGCCGAGUUUGACCUCUCGCGUGGGAUGCAGACGUACGACAAUUCGUACCAAAGUCCGUACGCCAACUCAACGAGUAAUUACAACGGCCCCAGUUCACUCAGCUUGCCCAAUGGCAACUUGAAAUUAGGAGCAAGACCCAAUUAUAGUUUGGACAGCAAUUUUAAUCCAACCGGAGAUUUGAGCGGCUCUUAUAGACUCGAUGACAAUGCGAGAUAUUCACAGAGCCCCAUGUCGCUGAAGCCGGCCGGUGGCGCUCAGCAGCCGACGUCACAGCACUCGCGGUUGAACAUGCUUCGCACCCGAGCUGCAAAUUCCCCAUCAUUUUUGCCGUCACCUGUUGGCCCGUACCUCCCUCAUGUCUCUCUGUUUGAAAAAAAUCAAUAUGCGAAACCUGCCCGCAGUCCAGAGAGCGUACGCAGCACUCGGUCCACCCCUGCAUCUGUUUGGAUGCGCCCCAAACAACACGUGAGGGAGCCGACGUAUGCUAAGGCUGUUGACCCCAAAUUGAGAUCUGACAACAGAAGUCCGUCUCUCGAUAGAUGUGCCAGGAAUCGCUCGUCCAGUCUGGAGCUGGUCCUCUCACCACUCAUACAGAGUACCAAAGAUAAUUACAGCAAUCACCAGUUUGAUUCGCAGCCUUCCAAUCGACAUUUGAAAGAGACGGGACCCGAUUUGCCGUCUCGGCCCACCGAAGGCCCACACAGCAUCUCGACCCAACCCACACCAAAACGUAUCAAGCCUGACUUAAUGCACGAAAUGAGUACAGAACUCUAAAAAACCAAUCUUACAGUCGACCUAUAUCAUUCCAACAAUCAAAUUUUACCAAUCUUUACAUGCAACAUCUCUUUAGAUCAAAUUUCUAAAAUGAAAAGCAAUUCAUGUGUGAUUUUUAUACUCUAACGUAUUAAUUGUUUUAAGAUUAUACACAUCCCUCAAUUGCUAUUUUUAGCAAUGAAGUCUUGAGCGUAUAUAAAUAUUAUAUAUUAUUUAUUGAAGUGUUUAGCAAAUCUCUCUAAAUGUUAUGCUGUGUAGAUGGAAUAUUUUUAAAGAAAUUCUAUUUGUAAACCUAAAAAUGAAUCUUUCCGGCACAAAAUUGUCUAGAAUCUUUUUGCACAGAAUUAAAAUUGUUGACGAUUUUGAAUGCAAACGAGACAUUUUUUAUUGUGUUCAAGCGAUGUACGAGCAUAAUUAUAUAAUAUAAAAGUGGGGUUGAUAAUAAUAAAGACAGCCGCAUUUAAAGCAA
Messenger RNA from Neocloeon triangulifer, 3732 nucleotides. RefSeq names its product band 4.1-like protein 4. The transcript is spliced from 22 exons. The coding region runs from base 429 to 3263 and encodes 944 amino acids. Gene Ontology annotation, cellular component: cytoskeleton. Lineage: Eukaryota; Metazoa; Arthropoda; Insecta; Ephemeroptera; Baetidae. The record is from RefSeq and is a predicted model, not a curated record.